AAUAAACUGUAAUAAACAACACGGACCUGCAGGUUGGGUGCAGUAUCGUGUCUUUACAACAAUAACAGUCACACGUAGAGCAGACUGUUAAAAAGUUUAAGAUGACGACUUCUUGGAGUGAUCGACUGCAGAACUACUCAGAAGUUCCUGCCAACAUGGAUGGCUUAUCUAUGAAAAAAUACAGACGAGAGGCAUAUCAUAGAGUUUUUGUCAACAGAAGUUUGGCAAUGGAGAAAAUUAAAUGCUUUGGCUUUGAUAUGGAUUACACUCUUGCAGUGUACAAGUCUCCAGAGUAUGAAUCCCUGGGCUUUGACCUGACUGUAGAGCGACUGGUUUCCAUUGGUUACCCACAGGAACUUCUGAAUUUUGUUUAUGAUCCUACUUUCCCAACCAGAGGUUUGGUUUUUGAUACGAUGUAUGGCAAUCUACUAAAAGUAGAUGCCUAUGGCAACAUUUUGGUAUGUGCCCACGGUUUUAACUUCAUGCGUGGGCCAGAGAUUAGAGAAUUAUAUCCAAACAAGUUUAUCCAGCGUGGUGAUACAGAGCGAUUCUACAUUCUUAAUACUUUGUUUAAUCUCCCUGAGACUUACCUUUUUGCUUGCUUGGUUGACUUCUUCACCAACUGCUCCAGAUAUGCAAGCUGUCAGACUGGUUUUAAGGAUGGAGAUCUCUUCAUGUCCUACAAAAGCAUGUUCCAGGAUGUCAGAGAUGCUGUCGACUGGGUUCAUUUCAAGGGGUCGUUAAAAGAGAAGACGGUUGAAAACCUAGAAAAAUAUGUGGUGAAAGAUGCCAAGCUGCCUCUGCUUCUUAGUCGCAUGAAUGAAGUUUCUAAAGUAUUCCUGGCCACUAACAGUGACUACAAGUACACUGAUAAAAUCAUGACGUAUUUGUUUGACUUCCCCCAUGGUCCAAAAAUUGGUACUUCACAUCGGCCUUGGCAAUCCUACUUUGACCUAAUUCUGGUUGAUGCCAGGAAGCCUUUAUUUUUUGGAGAGGGCACAGUCCUAAGACAAGUAGAUACGACCACUGGGAGACUGAAGAUUGGAACAUACACAGGACCGCUGCAGCAUGGCAUUGUGUACUCUGGUGGUUCUUCAGAUAUUGUAUGUGAUCUAUUAGGGGCCAAAGGAAAGGACAUCUUGUAUAUUGGUGACCACAUUUUUGGGGACAUCCUCAAGUCUAAGAAGCGUCAGGGUUGGCGAACUUUCUUAGUUAUUCCAGAAUUAGCUCAAGAGCUACAUGUAUGGACUGACAAGAGCUCUCUUUUUGAGGAACUGCAGAGUUUGGACAUUUUCCUGGCAGAACUUUAUAAACAUUUGGACAGCAGCAGUAAUGAGAGACCUGAUAUCAGUUCACUUCAGAGAAGGAUUAAGAAAGUAACCCAUGACAUGGAUAUGUGUUAUGGAAUGAUGGGCAGUCUCUUCCGUAGUGGUUCCCGGCAGACCCUUUUUGCCUCUCAGGUGAUGCGCUAUGCUGACUUGUACGCUGCCUCCUUCAUCAACCUUCUCUACUACCCUUUCAGCUACCUGUUCAGAGCCGCUCAUGUACUGAUGCCUCAUGAAUCCACAGUGGAGCACACACACGUGGACAUCAAUGAUACAGAAUCACCCAUGGCAACACGCAACCGCUGUUCUGUGGACUACAAAGACUACGACUGCAAGAGACACCAGCUGACGCGCUCCAUCAGUGAGAUUCAGCCUCCUCACCUGUUCCCUCAGACACCACAGGAGAUUACACACUGCCAUGAUGAGGAUGAUGAUGAAGAAGAAGAGGAGGAAGAAGAAUAGGCAGGUUGGAUAUGUAGCACUGCAUUACUGCUGGGAAAAACCAUGGUUUUGACAAAAUCGUAUGUUAAUCUUGAAACUUGUAAUUUAAUGUAAUGAAAACUGUACAUUUUCCGUCGGUCUCUGCUACAUCUUGUGCUAUUUUUAGUUUUUUAUUUCUGUAAUACGGUUAUUUGUGAAACUAAAAAUCACUUUGAAAACCCCUUUAGUGACCAAUUUAAUCCAAGGCAAAAGUGGUCAAACUGUGUGAAUCCGUGAGCAAAGCUGAGUUGGCAAACAUUUUGAACGCGUUAGCAUUUAAAACGCUCACACAAUAGGUUUUUGUAAGCUAUUACUAUGCCUGUGCAAGGAUACUGUAAAGACACCCUCCCAGAUUUAGUUAGCUGCUUUAGUGGCCUGGCAUAUGUUAUUAGGGCCCUAAAAUAGUUCAAUGUAAUGUGGCAUGUCGAGUUCAAGAACGAUCUCGAAUCACUUUUACCACAUUUUCUGCGUCUGUCGUAAUUGCUGCUCUGUUGUAAAAGACUGCUUAUGUUCAUUGAUUUUAUCAUAAAAAAGACAGAUAUGCUCUGAGAUAGAUGCUUUUAUUUAGUUGGAUAUAUGUCUAAAUACUUCUUUCAGGAGCUAUAAAUUAUGCACUGUUCAAUACUGUAAUCUUUUGUAUCUAUCCUGGUUUAAAUGCAGCUUAAGUUCUUGAUGGUUGCACACUGAUGGCAGCUGCAUCUGUAAAUAAUUCCACCCUGUGGAAUGACUGCAAGAGCAAAAGAAUCUGGGCUGUAGUAAAUGCAAAUUCUGGUUUUCCUGAGUUUGGAUCUGCAAUUAGCUUUACAAUACAGAUUUUUAGUUAUUCAUACUUUUAUUUUUUUCUUCUUUGAUUAUGUAGCUUCAAACAUUUCUUGCUUAAAUACUGUAUCGUGUUCAAAAUCAACAGAUUUACUGUGACUGAUUUUAGUCAGGAAUAAAGACGUUCGCCUUUAUUUGACUGAAACAAACUUGUAAUGAAGAUGUCCUGUUUUUGAUAAGACCUGUGCUAAGGUUCCUCCACUUUUUUGACCCUUGCUGGCCUGACUGAAAACUGCCUGUUCCAGGGUCCAUAUGUAUGAAAAUGUACAUAGAUUUGUCUUUGAAGGGGUGGUGCAUACACAGUUCUUUUUGUCUGUAUGUAUAUUUUUUUAUUAUUAUUUUUUUUUUUUUUCAUAAAUCAGAGCACAGCAGUAAAAACUAAGUAAAAUUUAUAUUUUUAAAAGACAAUCUCUGUUGCUAGCCUGUUAACUGGAAUACGAAACAAAUAGAGGAGGCAGUCAGUAUUUAAUCAGUGCAGACAGCUGCUGGUCUUGCUCGUCAGUCAUGUGGAUGAGCAUUCAGGCAUCCAAAGCAGCUUACGUGCAUGUUGGUUUGGGACGUGGCUUUUAAAAGGAAUGUUGAUUUUGAAAAGCACUGGCUUUUCCUGUAACCUGUUAAAAGCCCUAUUUAAAAACAAAUAGGUUCUUCGAAAUGCAUGCGUGCACGUUGCCAUUUCACACUCUUAUUAUGGUAACAAAUAUGUUUAUGUCUAACACAAUUAUACAGUUCAAGAUGACCGUUAAUUGCUAUACAGUUAUUAUUGCUGAUUUAAUUGUCUUUACUCUUGACACAUCAACUGUGAGGACAUCAGAAUUUACCUUUAUAAAAAGGAUGCCAUCAUUUAAAAACACAGACACCUUGUAUGCAUGUGGCCCUAUGGCUGUACUAGGUCCAUGGAUUUGAUUUUAAUCCACAUGGACAAGUAUUAAGUCUACAUGGAUAAGCUCAGUGUUUGGAGUUAUUCAUGUUAAAUAGAAAUAAAUCGCAUUGCUGUGACCUAUUGGUUUAAAAUGUUGACUUGCUAUGUACAUGUAUUGUAUAUAUUCACUUACACAAACGCAUGGUCUCUACACCAGUAUUUGUAAAAUGAAAACCUAAUUAUACUGAACUGACAACUGACUGUUGAUUUUUAUGCUUAUCUGUGAGAUCUGAAGGUUUACAUUAGUCACACUGCUCGUAAAUGAUUUAACUGAUUUGUUGUGAUUGCACAGUGGGAACCAAAAGUCUGAGAUCAGUAAAAUGCUAUUUAUUUAAUAUAGAAGGUUUUAUUAAAUUCAAGUCAUACAAUCAGCAUCAACAAUUUGAGUGAAAAGUCGUAUCUUUGAAAAAUACAUACAAACCCCUUUAACAGAAAAGUUAGGACAUUUUGUAAAAUGCAUGAACAAGAAGAAUCUGUGAUUUGUUCAUUCUCUUAAACCUUUAUUUAACUGACAAAAGUAGAAAGCAAAUUUUUCCAGUGUUUACACUGAUUAACUUUAGUAUAUUUUGUAAAUACUAACACAAUCAGAAUUUCAUACCUGCAACAUUUGUACAUUUCAGAAUUUCUUAGUAUUUUUGCACUACUAAAAAGCAAGUAAGCACAAUUAUCAAAUUGAAUCGGUCAGUUCCUUUGUACAAAAGGUCAGAUUUCCCUGAGUCUUAUCCUUUACAUUAAAGCACAUGCUCAGACAACUUUUGGAUUUGAUCAGUUAUUGUUUACCUAUUACAAAUAUGGCCAUACUAUAAUCAAAUUCUUUUUUUAAAUUUUAUUUUAUUUGUCAGCUGAUUAUUCUGGUCUGCAUCCCUGAUUUGGUUUUUACAGAUGCUCUUCCUGAUGCAACCCUCCUCAUUUAUGCAGAGUUGAUCCCCUUUUUGCUCCUCUAAAAGCAUUUACUGUUCUGGCAAGGCUGAAUUUUGCCUCAUUUCUGUUUUACUUAGUUCAUCCCAGAGUUUUUUCAUGAGGUUGAGGUCACGGCUCUGUGAAGGCCAGUCAGGUUCGUCCUUACUAAAUGUAAAUAACUAUUUUUUAAUAAGACUCAAACAUACAUGGCUGUAUGUCUGUCUGACUUAAACUCAUAAGCAUGAAAAAAUCGCUGCGUGAUGUCCAUAUGUUUUGGCCAUGUUUGACAAAUGCACCUUUCCAUGACUACACAGUUCGGCCAAAAAGACAUUGCCUGUGUGUGCCACCCAAACACAAACUAAAUACUAAUGAACUGUAUGUAGAUGUAACCUUUCACUCAAUGUUAUGCUGUUUACAUGAUUCGUAAUAAAAAAUAUUGUAUUGAAGUUGAUAAAAAUUGAAGCUUUUCACUAGUGGUCUCAGACUUUUGCCCCCAUUGUAAGCUGCCUUUUGUUUGUUAGACUGACUCAGGACUGACUUUAACCCAGUUACUUUCUGCCAGUUUGGGCUUAACCUGUUGUAGUCAAUGAAGGAGUUUUAAAAUCUAUAUCCAGUAAGCACCUUUGACUGGUCUUGUUUUGAUGCAUUUUUAGUUUUCUGGGUUGGCAUCAACAUUUCAUAAUUAAAGAUGCCAAGCCCUAAAGGUUUAGCAAAUCUACUGGAUCUGUGGGCAUUCAUGAGGUUUAGCAGUAAACUGGUAGUGUUGAACUGGGUAACAAGCAAAACAAGUAAAAAAUAAUGGUUAAGUGGUGAGCUGUUGUUAAAGCUGUCUUGUUUGUUAAACUUGUUUUUAUUAUUAUUUUUUGUUCAUACAUGUUUAUUGCAAGACCUUGUAAUUGUAUUUUUUCUAGUUCUAUUUUUCCAUGAUGACAUAAAAUCAGACAUAAAUUACAAUAAAUUAUAAUCUAGUUUUUUCUGUACAAAUAAGUAAUAAAAUAAAUAAAAUAUUGUCUUUA
This is a messenger RNA of Trichomycterus rosablanca, 5459 nucleotides long. RefSeq names its product 5'-nucleotidase, cytosolic IIa (gene nt5c2a). Lineage: Eukaryota; Metazoa; Chordata; Actinopteri; Siluriformes; Trichomycteridae. The transcript has 18 exons. The record is from RefSeq and is a predicted model, not a curated record. Bases 102 to 1787 code for a protein of 561 amino acids. Gene Ontology annotation, molecular function: 5'-nucleotidase activity.